This is a messenger RNA of Alternaria rosae, 1531 nucleotides long. RefSeq names its product Sialidase. Bases 83 to 1246 code for a protein of 387 amino acids. The record is from RefSeq and is a predicted model, not a curated record. NCBI's taxonomy places the organism in Eukaryota, Fungi, Ascomycota, Dothideomycetes, Pleosporales, Pleosporaceae. The transcript has 2 exons.
GCUGAGGCUACGAUCGAUCGGUUGCAACCCCAGCAUCAGCCAAACACACCCUUCCAAUACUGUAAUUGGGCGGUGUUUCAAGAUGUUGUUCAAGAUCCUAUCAGCUACAGCUGCCCUAGCAAGCACAGCUAUAGCCCACCCACUUUCCUGCAACACCUCCGCCCCACAACCCUGGGGCUUCUUCACAAACAACACCAUCUACCAAACCACCGGCAGCGAAUCAAUCACCUACCCCCGCUACACGGAACUCCAAGACGGAACCAUCAUCGCCACCGCCUCCCUCUCCGGCCACAACCCAAACUACUUCCCUAUCUUCGAGUCGAAAGAUGGUGGCGCCUCUUGGGAACAUGUAUCUGAUCUGCACGACACGGUCAACGGGUGGGGUUUCAGCGCUCAACCUGCGUUGACAGAGUUGACGGAGCCAAUGGGUGGCUACGCCGCCGGAACCAUUCUGGGUGGAGGAAAUAGCUGGAGCAACAACGGAACGAGAAUCGACCUCUACGCCAGCACGGAUGGAGCGCGAACCUGGGAAUUCGUAAGCCAUGUCGCUGAGGGCGGGCGCCCAAAUACUACGAAUGGCGCCACACCGAUCUGGGAACCAUAUUUCCUCCAAUACAAAGGCGAACUAAUAGCCUACUACUCGGACCAACGCGACCCCCUUCACGGCCAAAAGCUCGCCCACCAAACCUCUUCCGACUUGAAAACCUGGGGGCCAGUCGUAAACGACGUCGUCUAUGACGAAUACCUCGCGCGCCCCGGCAUGACAGUCGUAGCCUACAUCCCGCCGCUCGACCAAUGGAUCCUCGUGCACGAACUCCCCAUUGGCAACUCCUCGUCCUAUGGCCAAAACUACCCCGUCUACUACGUCAUGGCCGACGAGCCCACAAACUUCCGCAAUUCGGUCGGCCGCCCCAUCGUUGUAAACAACAGCACGGUGCCAAAUGCCAGUCCGUAUGUGGUUUGGUCCCCACUGGGUGGUCCCAACGGCACGAUUAUAGUGAGUGACGCGGAUAGACGCCAGGUGUAUACGAAUUCCGCGGGCGGCGCGCUGGACAAGUGGGAAGAGCAUGCGACGCCUGCUGGUGCAGUGUAUUCGCGGGCAAUUCAGAUUUUCAAGAAGAGGCCGAAUCACUUGUUGGUUUAUGGGGGCGAGACGUAUGAUGGCAGGGCGGAGGGGCUGCAUACGCCGUUUUCGGCGACGGUGGUUAGGCUGGAUGAGGUGCUUAAGGCGCCGAGUGUGGAGUAAAUAUGGGAGAUGGGGAAAGGUACCGUUGAGAUGUGGUAUGCUAGAUGGGAAGUAUGGUAUGCACGAGAGGGAAUCAACUGUUGGCCCAUUAAGAAGACUUUUUCUUCGUGAUUGAGUCCCCAACAUCGACCCUUCUUAUCAAAAGCUUCCAGUGUUUCAGCCUCGGUACCUCCCUAGUCUAAUGCCUCAUCUCUCGAGCAGCUCGGGCACAUGCUGAGAGCUAUGUUGCUCAUAUAGAAUGAAUAAGACUACUGAGUAAUAAUAUCCUUAGUGGUAUUACAUAAC